CGAAUGAGGGAGGAGAGGUGGAGUUGCCGGGGCUCAGGCCCGGCCUCGAGCAUGGGCGGAUGAGAGGAGUCGGGAGCCGAGGCCUAGGGUCCUUCGGGUGAGGGGAGACGGAGCCAGCGAGGAGAUGGAGCAGAAGCUUGUGGAGGGGAUUCUUCAAGCAAUCACUAUGUCAACAGACACAGGUGUUUCCCUUCCUUCAUAUGAGGAAGAUCAGGGAUCAAAACUUAUUCGAAAAGCUAAAGAGGCACCAUUCGUACCCGUUGGAAUAGCGGGUUUUGCAGCAAUUGUUGCAUAUGGAUUAUACAAACUGAAGAGCAGGGGAAAUACUAAAAUGUCCAUUCAUCUGAUCCACAUGCGUGUGGCAGCCCAAGGCUUUGUUGUAGGAGCAAUGACUGUUGGUAUGGGCUAUUCCAUGUAUCGGGAAUUCUGGGCAAAACCUAAGCCUUAGAAGAAGAGAUGCUGUCUUGGUCUUGUUGGAGGAGCUUGCUUUAGUUAGAUGUCUUAUUAUUAAAGUUACCUAUUAUUGUUGGAAAUAAACUAAUUUGUAUGGGUUUAGAUGGUAACACGGCAUUUUGAAUAUUGGCUUCCUUUCUUGCAGGCUUGAUUUGCUUGGUGACCGAAUUACUAGUGACUAGUUUACUAACUAGGUCAUUCAAGGAAGUCAAGUUAACUUAAACAUGUCACCUAAAUGCACUUGAUGGUGUUGAAAUGUCCACCUUCUUAAAUUUUUAAGAUGAACUUAGUUCUAAAGAAGAUAACAGGCCAAUCCUGAAGGUACUCCCAGUUUGCUACAGAAUCUCACAUAUUUUGGAUGUUGCAUAAGAGUCCUAUUUGCCCCAGUUAAUUCAACUUUUGUCUGCCUGUUUUGUGGACUGGCUGGCUCUGUUAGAACUCUGUCCAAAAAGUGCAUGGAAUAUAACUUGUAAAGCUUCCCACAAUUGACAAUAUAUAUGCAUGUGUUUAAACCAAAUCCAGAAAGCUUAAACAAUAGAGCUGCAUAAUAGUAUUUAUUAAAGAAUCACAACUGUAAACAUGAGAAUAACUUAAGGAUUCUAGUUUAGUUUUUUGUAAUUGCAAAUUAUAUUUUUGCUGCUGAUAUAUUAGAAUAAUUUUUAAAUGUCAUCUUGAAAUAGAAAUAUGUAUUUUAAGCACUCACGCAAAGGUAAAUGAACACGUUUUAAAUGUGUGUGUUGCUAAUUUCCAUAAGAAUUGUAAACAUUGAACUGAACAAAUUACCUAUAAUGGAUUUGAUUAAUGACUUAUGAGCAAGCUGGUUUGGCCAGACAGUAUACUCAAACUUUUAUAUAAUAUACAGAAGGCUAUCACACUUGUGAAAUUCUCUUGUCUAAUCUGAAUUUGCAUUCCAUGGUGAUAACAUGGUAUAUGUAUUGUUAUUAAAGUAAGUGACCCAUGUCAAAUGUCUUUUAUUUAUUUCAUGAGGAAAAGCUUUCUGUAGAGGAACAAAUUUGAGAACAAGUUUCAGGAAAUUGUCUUUUUUGUUGUUGUUCUCUAAUCAUGUUCUCCUUUCUGUUUCAACGAUUUUAAAAAUAUUUUACUUUAUGGUAUGUUGUAUUUUUUUCCCUUUUGUGGGUAAUUUUUGUUCUAUUGAUUAUCCAUAUAAAUUUUUUUUUUUUUUUUUGAGACGGAGUUAUUCUCUGUCAUCUAGGCUGGAGUGCAGUGGCACGAUCUUGGCU
Pan troglodytes (chimpanzee) is the source of this 1694-nucleotide messenger RNA. RefSeq names its product HIG1 hypoxia inducible domain family member 1A (gene HIGD1A). Lineage: Eukaryota; Metazoa; Chordata; Mammalia; Primates; Hominidae. The record is from RefSeq and is marked validated. Gene Ontology annotation, cellular component: mitochondrion. Gene Ontology annotation, biological process: negative regulation of apoptotic process; mitochondrial respirasome assembly.